Molecule: messenger RNA, 2190 nt
Organism: Seminavis robusta
Lineage: Eukaryota; Bacillariophyta; Bacillariophyceae; Naviculales; Naviculaceae
Source: the annotation of a GenBank genome assembly
GGUUCGAGCUUACUUGUGUCAUUUUGGAGAGUCAUUAUGACCAAAUCUGGGUCACUCCCACGACCCCAACUGACCAACAAGCUAAGACCUGGGCCAAGCGGAAGGUUGCAACCAAGCAACACAAAAUCGAUCGCGGUAGCAUCCAAAAACAAAACAAAAAUAGACAAAAGAGCAACUCGACAAUGGCGAGGGUAAAAUCUGUCAGCCACGCCAUGUCGCCCAAGGGCAGCAAAGGUAGCACUCCCCUUGCGAAAGUAUGUCUUGGUAUCAUGGGCAUUGUCAUGGUAAUCUUCUUUUUAUCCAUGGGAGGAGCGGAACAAGAAGCUACUAGUACCGCCAAUCUACGCAGUGGACAAGCCAUGGGACAGCAUCAUACCAAGACGGCAUCACCCAAACCCAUCGGCGAACGUCCCUCCAUUCCUCCUGGAAGUGGCGGAGGCAUGGACAGUGGCGUUCGUGGGGAUCAAGGGGAUUCGUGGUACGAUGGAAACGAUAAAACGUACACCAAAGCCGACGAAGCACAAAAUCUAGAAGAAACGUUGGAAGUAGCCAAGGGAGCCAUUGAAGAUGCCGAACAAGAAGAAAUCGAAAAGGCCGAAAAUGGAUUGCUAGGAAAAGCAAUCAAGAACAUGAAUAGUGUCAUCAAGAGCAGUAUCACCAAAUUGCUGGGAGAAGACGCCACAAAGGAAGAUGUCGAAGAAUUGACGGAAGAGGUCCAAGAAGCCCUCAAAAAUGCCACCAAUAUCGAACUGCAGGAACGAGCCGAUGAUAUUGCCCUGGAAGCAGAAGAAAAGAUUGAUACUGUUGUAGACGCUGGAGAAGAAACGGGGGAAGCUGCGGGAGAAAUUGAAGAGCAGGUCGCCUUGGAGACCCCCGACGAGUUGGUCCAAGUAAGACAAGGAGUCGAUAAUGCCGCCAUUAGCAUUCAACAGCAUUUGCAAGAACGGGCGGCGCAGUUGGAAAAAUCCAUUAUGGAAAAAACAUUAUCCGAGCGAUUGGGACGGCCCAUACAGUUGAAAAUCAUGGAUGGUGAUGUCGAAAUUGCACAAUCCGCGCCCGUCGUUCCAGGAGGAGCACCGCCACCCGGUUUUGGGCAGCAAGGAUUUGGCGCUCCACAAGGUGGAUUCCAGCAACAACCAUACAACCAACAACAGCCGUACAAUCCUCAACAAGGGUACGCCCCACAACAAGGUUUCAAUCCGCAACAACCAUACAAUCCAGGUUAUAAUCCGCAACAACAACCGUACAAUCCCCAGCAACAGUUCAACCCGCAACAACCGUAUAAUCCUCAACAACAACCGUUCAACCAGCAACAACCAUACAAUCCACAACAGGGCUAUAAUACCCAACAACAACAACAACCAUACAAUUCCUACAAUCCUCAGCAGCCAUACAACCCCAUAGGAGGUGCUGGAAGUGGGGGUGCGGCCAAGCCUUCUGGAUAUUCUGCUGGAAAUGGUAUGGGAGGAGGUUCCAAUAAUAGUUACCAACAGCAACAACCACAGCAACCAAUGGGAGGAAACAGCUUUGGCGCUCCUUCGGGCUACAGCAACCAACCCUUGGCAAAUUCUGCUGCUGCUGACGAGGGUGACACUGCUGCCGAUACAGAUGACAGCGCCGGUGAAACAGAUGAUCAGAUAGCGGAUAAUACCACUGAAGAGGCGAACGAAGCUGACGCCACAGAGGGCGAAGAAGGCGGUGUAGACGAAACUACAGGAGACGAAGCUGGCGGCGACGGAGAAGCAGAUGGCGGCGACGGAGAAGCAGAUGGCGGCGACGGAGAAGCAGAUGCUGAAGACAAACCCGAGGGAGACGGCGGCCAUGGCAAUUGGGGUGUAUAAUUCCACAGAAUUGAUAGUCCCUUUGAAAUGGAUAUUUGGAUUUCGGCAGCAGAAAAACAAUCUUCACUCUACGGCUCUCAGUGCACACCAACGCGUGAUCACAGCAUUCCACUCGGCAUCAAUCAAUCAUCAAUGGUUUCAUGUAUUUUGACCGGGAUAUACGGGUGUGUUGUCCCCUUCCUUCUUCUUGUUCAUGAUAAGUAUAAUAUUCACAAAGAAUAAAAAUAGAAUGCUGCGAACUACCCUCGGCGUUGCUACAGUCGUACCGAUUGGAUUCAGUAGGCCAGGUGGAAGAACCUGUAGUACCGUUGGAAGCCAACAGGUAGGUCCCUUAUCUUGGCAACAUUUU